This is a messenger RNA of Athalia rosae (coleseed sawfly), 6791 nucleotides long. RefSeq names its product E3 ubiquitin-protein ligase HECW2 (gene Hecw). The transcript is spliced from 9 exons. Gene Ontology annotation, molecular function: ubiquitin-protein transferase activity; protein binding. NCBI's taxonomy places the organism in Eukaryota, Metazoa, Arthropoda, Insecta, Hymenoptera, Athaliidae. The record is from RefSeq and is a predicted model, not a curated record. Bases 225 to 4529 code for a protein of 1434 amino acids. Gene Ontology annotation, biological process: regulation of dendrite morphogenesis.
UUCAUUCCAGUCAACGUCACAGGCUGUCAACGUAUGCACUUGAAUAGUGUGAUUAAUCACAAUUUAUUCGGAAAAUAGGUAAAUACAGAUGAAAUCCAAAUGAUUGACGUCCAGUUUGUGAACAUCUGUUAACGAGUUGUUGAAAUGAUUGGCUUCAAUCGUAGAAGUGAUACAUGGCGAUGGCCAUUUGAGAUUAAAGAAUUGCUCUGGAGCCUCUGAGUAAGAUGCCUGCAGAGAAUAACAUGACAGCGCUUUCUUCUGAUCAAGGUGAAGGGAAAAGUCCCACACCUGAGGAAAUACCCGACAACAUGAAUGAUCAGACUUUGUGUCAUAAAGAACAGACCGAUGAUGAGAAGCCAGAACAUUUGGAAAAAGGGUUGUCAUCAGUUAACACGCAAAGAGCAGCCUCUAGUAUUACUUUGGACGAAAUUUCUGAGACCACCGGAGUGCUGACAAGCUUUUUAAAACUAGCCAAUGAUAAAAUUGCCCUUGAAGAAUCAAAGCUAACAUCAGACAAAAACACGAGAUUACUGGGAUGUGAGGAUCCAGCAUAUGGCCAACCCAAUGCUAGAAAGGAUAUUAUUAAAAGCAGGAGCCAUGUCUCCAGGAGUUCAGCAAAAGAUUAUGACUCCAAAGAAGUACCAUUGAGCUCUGUAAGUGGAGAUGAUCUUCCAUCAAUGAAAGGCAGGCUAAAAUCUGGUAGCGAUACAGAGAUAGAAGAUAAUACUUUGGAAAAUAGCUUGAGCAAAGAUGAAAAACCUUCACUAGUAGAUAAAGAUUUGAUCAGAAAUCAAUUCUUGUUUCACGAUACAUGCUAUAAUUUGUCUCGCACUAGUUCGUUGAAUAAUUUAAAAGGAGAUGAUAAAAGCAGUUCAAAUUUACCAAAUGAUCCUAAUGACAUAGUUAGAGAGAUCAGGAGAUCAGCAACUAAGAAAAAGAUUUCUAAGGAACCACUGAAUGGAACAUUUACAAAAUGCACAUCCGAAGGUGUGGGCCAGUAUAUAUCUCAAUCUAGUGAAUCAAACAAUACUGGUAUCAGUAUGAUCGUAGAAAAUAAUGACAGUAUCCACACUGAUGGAGAUGAUGAUUCAUGUCAAAAAGACAGUAAUUCCUCCCAACUUUUGCCUAGCCCAGAUUCUUCCAACCUAACAGCUUGUGUGCCUAAUGGAAUACCUGGAGAAUGGUUGAAUCUACCAGAAAAUUUUUUUUGCCUACCUGAUGAAGUACCUGAAGGAUCCUCAAACAAUACAGAUAAUUUUUGCACAAUACCUGAGAGGAUACCUGAAGAAUUGAAAAAUAUAGAUAAUUCUUGUUCAUUGCCAGGCAGGGACUCUACAAAUACUUGGAACAUGAACGAAUUUUCUUCACUACCCAACCGAGCAGCUGAAAAGUUGCUGUCUGCAAAUGAAAAUAUGCAUUUUCAGCCUGUCCAGAUACCUGAGGCGUUUACAGAAGCUCCAUGUUCUUCACCAGUAAAAAUAUCUGGUAGAGAAAAUUUGCUGGAAUCUGACAACAGUUUUGAUUCCAUAGACGGAGCUGCUUCCCUGCCCUUACAAAUGCCUAUGGUUUCGUCAAUGGAUGAACAAAAUAAAUUUGACCUACCUUCAAGUAACAAUCAAUCAACUAUUCCAUUGGCAGAGCCUUUUCGAUUGCCCAGUCUACCCAAUUUGUUUGAAAUCCAAGAAGAUUCUGCUGCGUUUCCAGCUACCGUGAACUUGGACCAGCAGCAUUUAGAUGAGGCCUGUAGUUUUGAGUUGCGCCCUCGGUCUUCAAAUAGUAGUGAUGGAAGUAACUCAGAUACCGAAUCUCAACAAGCUGCUGUAUUACACAGCAGAAGCAAAAGGAGAUUACAUAAUCAAAAUGGAAUUCGGUCAAACGACGGUGUUGAGUAUUAUCAGCUUUGGUGUAGUACUGGCAGAACCCAAGCACCUGAAUUUCUUUACGAAACCCUUUAUCCAAAUCCUCCACCAUUACCUCCGAGAUCUACACAUAGACCUUUGCACAGGACUCACGCAUUGCCAAGUAUGCCGCCAGAACUGCCCAAGAGGCAUCCCCAAAGACAUCCAACUCCAUUUCAUCCUGAAGAUUGCUUUGGCUUUGAAAUUGUGGAUGUUGAUGAGGCCUCUGGACUGAAGUCUCGGACAGCAGUGACGAAGAGUAUAGCUUUACUUAGCACACCAAAAGCACACCGGCCAUUGACUAGACCUUUACCUGAAUCGGGAUUGUUCAAUCAAUCAGAAUGCCCACCAACACCGACUCAUCGUCCGAGAUCACUCCGUCCUUUACCAAUCUGUGCAACUACAAAAGCAUCUGUGUCAUCAGAGGAACCAUUACCAGCCUCAUGGGAGGCAAGAAUUGAUAGCCAUGGUCGUGUAUUUUACAUUGAUCACGUUAAUCGGACAACAACUUGGCAGCGCCCAGGAAUUGUAACUCGAAAUGCUGGCUGUGAUAUGCAGCGUCAACAAUUGGAUAGGCGAUACCAGAGCGUCCGUCGAACAAUAUCUCGACCCGAAAACAUUGAUGGAGAACCUACGAAUUCAAACUUUACCAACAAUCAUUCUGAAACCACUGAGAGGUUGCCUGAACAAUCUGAAAGACAACCAGAAAGACAAUCCGAGCGACAAAUAGAGCGUCCAAAUUCUAAUGGAAAUGAACCAUUUGAUAUCACAACUACACCUCCGAUAUUAUUUUUAACAAGGUCUGACUUUUUUACCGUUCUGCACACAAACUCUGAUGCAAUGGAACUGUACAAUCGUAACUCCAGUUUGAAGCAUAUGAUCAGCAAAAUUAGAAGAGAACCAUCAGCGUUUCCACGAUAUGAACACAAUCGAGAUUUGGUUUCUUUGAUUAAUUUUUUUGCUGAUCCUUCAAAAGAACUACCAAGAGGUUACGAAUCUAAGCUCGAUAGAACUGGAAAAAGAUUUUUCAUUAGCCAUGCUAGGAAAGCGACAUCUUUCAUUGAUCCUCGGUUGCCAACGGAACCUGCUCACCCAAGAUCAGCUAUUGAAGAGCCUCCAAUUCCACCACCAAGACCACAACAAUCGGCCAUAACUACUUCGCCUGAGAUACCAAUUGCCUACAACGACAAGGUCGUAGCUUUCCUACGACAGCCAAACAUUAUCGAUAUUUUAAAAGAAAGGCAUGCCGGUUUGGGGCAAAACAUUGCUCUCAGAGAAAAAGUGAAUACAGUCAGAGUAGAGGGAAGCAUUGCUCUGCAAAGAUUGGGACACGACGUAUCUUUAGCAUUGCUUUUAAGUCUGUUCGAACACGAAAUAAUGUCUUAUGUACCUGGUAACAUGGGACGCUCUCCACUUGGGAGUCCACAUGCCUCUCCUGGGCUUGCCAGAGCCUCAGCCCGUGCACCAGCACCUUAUAGACGAGAUUUUGAAGCAAAGCUCCGAACCUUCUACAGAAAAUUGGAGAGCAAGGGCUACGGCCAAGGGCCUGGUAAACUCAAGCUGCAUAUCAGACGAGAGCAUCUGCUGGAGGAUGCUUUCACUCGAAUAAUGGCAGCCUCUAAAAAAGAUUUGCAGAAAGGAAAGUUGGCAGUCACAUUUGAUCAUGAAGAGGGUUUAGAUUAUGGAGGACCCUCACGAGAAUUCUUUUUUCAUUUGUCCCGAGAGUUGUUCAACCCGUACUACGGCCUCUUUGAAUAUUCAGCUAACGACACAUACACCGUCCAAGUAUCUCCAAUGUCUGCUUUUGUUGACAAUUAUCAUGACUGGUUUAGAUUUUCUGGACGAGUCUUAGGGCUUGCUCUGGUCCAUCAGUAUUUACUUGAUGCAUUUUUCACAAGGCCUUUUUAUAAGGCAUUGCUCAGAUUACCAGCAAGUUUGAGCGACCUGGAAAGUCUGGAUCAGGAAUUUCAUCAAAGCCUAAUGUGGAUUAGAGAGCGUGACAUAAGUAUAGAGCCAUUAGAACUAACAUUCUCAGUAACGGAGGAGCUGCUGGGUCGAGUGGCGGAGCGCGAGUUAAAACCAGGUGGCCGAAACAUAAUGGUUACUGAAAAAAAUAAAAAAGAAUAUUUGGAAAGGGUGGUCAGAUGGCGUUUGGAACGUGGCGUUGCUGAACAAACGGAAUCUCUUGUUCGUGGUUUUUACGAAGUUGUCGAUCCUCGAUUAGUGUCGGUAUUCGACGCUCGUGAACUUGAACUAGUCAUAGCUGGAGCUGCGGAAAUAGAUCUGAAUGAUUGGCGUGCUCAUACUGAAUACAGAAGCGGAUAUCACGACGCACAUCCAGUCGUUGAGUGGUUUUGGAGUUGUAUAAGUCGGUUUUCAAAUGAACAGAGAUUAAGGUUGUUGCAGUUUGUAACUGGCACCUCAAGCAUACCAUUUGAAGGUUUUGCCGCCCUUCGUGGAUCUACGGGGCCAAGAAGAUUUUGCAUUGAAAAAUGGGGGAAGCCCAAUAGUUUGCCAAGAGCACACACCUGUUUCAAUCGCUUAGACCUACCUCCUUACCCUACACCAGAGAUUUUAUACGAAAAAUUGCUUCUUGCGGUGGAAGAAACCAACACUUUUGGAAUUGAGUAAGCACACUAGUAGAAAAUUCAAAAUCCUCACGUACCAUCAUAUUCUAUGAAAUCAGAGUUGAGAAAGCAAAGCUUUGGCGCAGUUGGAAAAAUAGGAAUUGCCAGUGUAGAUCUGUGACACUAAGAAUUAUAAAAUUUUCGCUUUUCAUAUAACAUCUUGUAACUGGUAAUCACCUAUAAAAUCACAGUGCUACAUCAAUUCAUGAUUCAAAAUAGCCAGAUUGAUGUAUCUUAUUCACCAAUUUCAUUAUUCACUGUGACGAUAGUUACAUCUUCAUUCAAAGAUGAACAUUCACAAGAAUCUAUAGCAGCACAAACAUGAUGAGGUAUAAAGCAGUAGGUACUAUAUAGUGUCAUAUGAGAGCUUCUAAAGCAAUUCCAAUAUCUCUAAGAUCCAAACCUGCCUUGAUUUUUACCGUAGAUGAUCCAAUUUCAACAAACAAUUAAUAAUUGUAUUAUUUUAUUUGUUAAAAUUUCUAUCUUGAUUUGUAGAUCUAACAUUGAUGUACUCUUUUAUCCAAAUUUCAAUAACUGCCACACAGCUCUGUUAUUCGUAAAGAUCCCAUUGAUUACAAUGGAUCCUCAUCUAAGGAAUGAGUAUAACAAUCCAAAGCAGUAACAAGUGAAGAGUAAACUCUAUAUAACAUGGAUUAUUUUUAAGUUGCUCUAGUUGUUGAGCAAAUUUGCACAACUCUACUGUGGAUAAUCAGCAUCCGUAACUGUGAUGUUUUCAUACAUGAUUCAUUCCAUAAAUAUAACGCAUGCACAGUUAGAUGCUGAAUAUCUAAAGCAAGAGAUAUUUCCCAAUUACAUCAGUAGCACUUAUCUGUGUGUAGUUAAACUGUUAUGGUAUAGCUACAAAAUUUUUUAAGUUGAAUCUCUGCUAUGGUGUUUUCUAAACAAGCAUAUGUAUGGACUCCUUUAUCUCCCGUGAGAGACAUUGUUUUAACAUUAUUAUAGUGUGGUAAUACUUGGGUCGAUUAUGCCCAUGUUUAAAUAAUGUUUAACUAUUGUAAAGUUCGAGUGCAGUCAAAAUUUUGCAAGUUAUAUAAUAGCACACUAUUGUGAUGCAUUCAGUCUUAAAACUAGUCAUCUACUAUGUAGAACUUCUUCACAAUUUAAGCUAUAUGAUAAUCGAUAUAUUAUUUAUUAGAGUAAAUUAUAUUAUUAAUAAUAUUAUUAUCCAUAUUAUUAGUAAUCUAUGAACAUGUUGAAACAUUUUUUUCUGUCGUUACAAAAAAAAACAAAAACAAAAAAACUAAAGAAUUCUGUUUUUUGUUAUAGUCAUAUUAUGGAAUCCAAGUGUGUAGCAGCGUAUUUACUGAACUAAUUUGUCCGGAAAUUUAACUGUGACUAAUAUUCGAGGUGCGAUCAUCGAAAAUGCGAGAAAAAGUGCGAGAAUUUCAAAUUAAAUGCUUUCAUCUGCUGAUAAAGAUUGCUCAAAAAAGAUGUUUGGGAUUGCAAGUUGUAAGUUUGUACAAGUAAAAAAUACCAGUCUAAUGCUGGGAGACCAUAGGAUGUGAUUGAGGAGGAUUCAAUGUCCACCCAAAUUCAUAAUGUGAAUGCUAGUAAUAAUCAAUGAAUCAGCAUCUUGGGAAGAAGCUUUCAUUUUCUGAACCAUCAGCUAAAAUUAUUCCCUCUGACUAUGUUAAAAAUUUUUCUUCUCCUAACUCUAUUUUUAUAUUACUCAUUUAACAGCUGAUCUGCACAAUGCUUGUACAUCCCAAUUUCAUAUCUCCUUGAAAUUCAUGGUUGUCGGUGCAUUUCUUUCUCUAAACUUUUUAUUCGUUAUAUUCAUAUAUUAUUAUUUUCUGUACAAUGGGGUUCUCCUAUACAAAGACCUGUUGGAAUUCAAUGACCUGAGCAUCUUUCAUUCAUGUAUUGGUUCCUCAUGAUUAAUUAACUAGGUCAUAUCCAUCCUCAGCUACACAGUAUUGUAUUUGAAACCAUUGUUGCAGAUUAGGUAAUUAUAACCAAUCACAGAUAUAGUUCAAUAUACAUAUAUCUAUGUUAACACCUAUUCAGUGUAUUCCUAUGAUUGAAAUUUUGAAACAAAAUACCAUCAUGAAAGAAUACUCUCAAUGAUUUUUUACUCAUCUACAUGUUUGGUCACUCAACCGAAAUAGAGCAACGGGCAAGUAGGAGCCUGACUCCUAUUUCGUGAGGAUAAUUGGGUGCAAAUCAAGUAUUCUUCAGUUGACUUCAAAGUUUCAUUUUGUUGAUUGCUUUGACGUACAAUAAUAAAUGUUUCUUAACUCAGGAA